AUGAUGGAUAACAACUCUCAACAUGCAACCCAAUUUGGCGGCAAUAUUACAACUAACGAUGAUAAUACUAUCACGCGCAGCAAUCUGCGCAACUGUGCCGUUACUAGCUCCUACGUGAAGCGUAGCACCUUUGACGACUGCGUUUUGGUGCAGGUGCGCUCAGCGUCUCGCUCAACAGGGAAGAAGUCUCACUUCCACGGCGUGACUUCGGUUAAGCGCAGUGAGGUAACAGAAAGUACCCUUCUUGAAAAGAGCUCCGCACAUCGAAGUACCAUCAAAACUUCUACGGUCCGAGAUGCGAGUACCAUCACGACCAGUGCUGUGACAGGAUCGACCAUCUCACACAGUCAACUUCGAAGGGCGAAAGUCAAGGAUUGCGAUGUGGAGGAUUGUAUAAUUUCUCGAUCCUCUUUCGAGGGCAUGGUUCUCAAGUUUGGAGUGUGGAAAAGGGGCCAGCUUAUCGGGAAGAUUGGAGAUAAAGAACCCGUCGCGAUUCGAAAAGACGAUCCACGUCUCACUGCCAGUUCGAGUCGUGCUGCCGGGCCAUCUUCAAACAUACCUGCUGUACCGGAGCUCGAUUCUAAAUCAAAGGGCCCGCUACCAGUUCACGAUUUGGAUCGAAUUGAUUCAGCCGAGAGCGCUGAAAGUGAGGAUUCUGAUCGCUCGGAAGAUCUCCCUCCUCCUUAUAAGGUUUGA
Molecule: messenger RNA, 696 nt
Organism: Penicillium waksmanii
Lineage: Eukaryota; Fungi; Ascomycota; Eurotiomycetes; Eurotiales; Aspergillaceae
Exons: 2
Coding region: 1-696 (231 amino acids)
Source: RefSeq, a predicted model, not a curated record